AUGUCGUCUCCUACAAUGCUCACAAAGGCAAGUUUCGAAAGCAAGUCAUCCAGGGCUAAAGGACUUGCUUUCCACCCGACACGACCAUGGCUUCUUGUUUCACUUCAUUCCAGCACAAUUCAGUUAUGGGAUUACCGCAUGGGUACACUGAUCGACCGAUUCGAAGAGCAUGAUGGCCCUGUCAGAUCAGUGGCUUUCCAUCCUACGCAAAAUAUAUUCGUUAGUGGAGGAGAUGACUAUAAGAUUCGUUUGUGGUCGUUACAAAGCCGAAAGAGCAUUGCCGUCCUGUCGGAUGUUCGAACUGUUUCUUUCCAUCAUGAGUUACCUUGGAUAUUGUCAUGCUCCGACGAUCAAACAAUUCGAAUCUGGAAUUGGCAAAACCGGAGUCUCAUCGCUACGUUGACCGGUCACAACCACUACGUGUGGUGCGCGCAAUUCCACCCCAAGGAAGACCUCAUCGUAUCCGCCUCCCUCGACCAGUCCGUUCGCGUGUGGGAUAUUUCCGGUUUGCGCAAGAAACACUCUGCGCCGACUUCGAUGAGCUUCGAAGAUCAGAUGGCUAGGGCAAACAGUCAGGCGGACAUGUUCGGUAACACCGAUGCCGUUGUCAAAUUUAUUCUCGAGGGCCACGACCGAGGCGUGAACUUUUGCGCUUUUCACCCAACGCUUCCACUGAUUGUUUCAGCCGGUGAUGAUCGACUAGUUAAGCUUUGGAGAAUGAGCGAUACCAAGGCAUGGGAAGUCGACACAUGCCGUGGCCACUUCCAGAAUGCAUCGGCAUGUAUUUUCCAUCCUCACCAAGAUCUCAUCCUUUCCGUCGGUGAAGACAAGACUAUACGUGUUUGGGACCUUAAUAAGCGUACCUCGGUUCAGUCAUUCAAGCGCGACCACGACAGAUUUUGGAUUAUCGCUGCUCAUCCAAAGAUCAAUCUCUUCGCUGCUGGCCACGAUACCGGUGUGAUGGUAUUCAAGUUGGAAAGAGAACGUCCAGCUCAUACUCUUCACCAGAACCAGCUUUUCUAUGUUACCAAAGAGAAACACGUGAAAUCAUACGACUUUACGAAAAAUACCGAAUCCCAACCUCUACUUUCCCUUCGCAAACUUGGUGCCCCCUGGGUUCCUUUGCGAACAAUUUCUUAUAAUCCUGCCGAGCGUGCCAUCUUAGUGACCUCGCCUGCCGAAAACGGUACAUAUGAGCUUAUCCAUCUUCCACGGGACGGCACAGGUGCUGUUGAACCGACGAACUCGUUGCGCGGACAAGGAAAUUCGGCUGUAUUUGUUGCCAGGAACCGUUUCGCUGUAUUCAGCCAAGCCAACCAAACCGUCGACAUCAAGGAUUUGAGUAACUCGACUACCAAAUCCAUCAAGACACCGACUGGUACAACAGACAUCUAUUUCGGUGGUUCUGGUGCUCUCCUUUUCAUUACGCCAACAUCUGUCAGCCUUUUUGAUAUUCAGCAGAAGAAGCAGUUGGCCGAACUUGCUGUAUCCGGCGUCAAAUAUGUUGUGUGGUCAAACGACGGUCUACACGCCGCACUUCUUAGCAAGCACAACGUUACCAUUGUGACGAAGAACCUGCAACAGUUGAGCUCCAUCCAUGAAACUAUCCGUAUCAAGAGCGCUACCUGGGAUGAUUCGGGUAUCCUUUAUUACUCCAGCUUGAACCACAUCAAAUUCUCUCUGUUGAAUGGUGACAACGGUAUUAUUCGCACCCUGGACCAAACAGUCUACCUUGUGAAGGUGAAGGGACGGAAUGUUUAUUGUCUAGACCGCAAUGCAAAGCCACAGAUCUUUGAAAUUGACCCCACGGAAUUCCGCUUCAAGAGUGCACUUGUGAAGAGGAAUUACGACGAGAUGCUUCACCUUAUCAAGACAUCUAGCUUGGUUGGUCAGAGUAUCAUUGCAUAUCUUCAGAAGAAGGGAUAUCCAGAGAUUGCUCUUCAGUUCGUUCAAGAUCCACAGACCCGCUUUGAGCUGGCUAUUGAAUGUGGAAAUUUGGAUGUUGCUAUCGAGACUGCGAAGGAAAUUGAUCGACCUAAGCUGUGGAGUCGUCUGGCAACCGAAGCUCUUGCUCACGGUAACCACCAGACCGUGGAGAUGACAUAUCAGAAGCAGCGACUAUUUGACAAGCUUUCUUUCUUGUACCUUUCGACAGGAGACCAGGAAAAACUUUCAAGAAUGGCCAAAAUCGCCACUCACAGAAAUGACUUUACUUCUCGCUUCCAGAAUGCAAUUUAUAGAGGCGACGUUGAAGAUAGGAUCGAGAUGUUCAAGGAAGUUGAUCUUUAUCCUCUCGCCUAUGUUACUGCUAAAGCUCAUGGAUUGACUGAAGAAGCAGAGUCAAUUCUUGAGACUUGCGGUCUUACUGAAGAUCAGAUUAAAUUACCUACUAUCGGCGAAUCUCAGCAGACUCCUGUCCCCAUUGUCCCUACAUACAAAGCAAACUGGCCUACUAAGGCUGCUGGGCAUUCCGCUUUCGAGAAGGCGCUUCUUGGUGACGUUGGUGGAGCCGAAGACGAGACAGCAUUGGAUGUUGAGGAAGAGGAGGACAUCGUGGCAGCAGGCCAGGAUAUUCUCGAGGAAGAGGAAGAAGACGUCGCUGGCUGGGACAUGGGUGAUGAGAUUAAUGUUGAAGAAGAGAAUGACUUUGUCAAUGUCGAGAGUGCAGAUGCCGGAGCAUCGAUUUCAGAAGCAGAUCUAUGGGCUCGAAACUCUCCAUUGGCUGCAGAUCAUGUUGCGGCGGGUUCCUUUGACACCGCUAUGCAACUUCUCAAUCGCCAAGUGGGUGCUGUGAACUUCGCCCCUCUAAAAUCAAGAUUCCUAGAGAUCUACACCGCAUCACGAACAUAUCUGCCUGCUUCUACUGGGUUACCUCCAUUGGUGAACUACGUCCGCAGAACAGUAGACGAGACGGACUCUCGCAAGUUUCUCCCCAUCAUUCCUCGAGACCUCGAAACCAUUGCCAACGUGGACCUGCAAGAAGGUUAUGCAGCAAUGCGAUCUAAUAAACUUGAAGAGGGUGUCAAGAUCUUCAAACGUAUCUUACACACUCUGCUCGUUAAUGUUGUUUCGUCCGAAAGUGAGGUGGAGCAAGCAAAGAAGAUCAUUGCAACUGCCAGGGAAUAUAUCCUCGCAAUGUCCAUUGAGCUUGAACGUCGUGCUACACCUACCGAUAAGCCCGAAGACCUCAAGCGAGCUCUUGAACUUUCCGCAUACUUUACCAUUCCCAAACUGGAGGUUACCCAUCGACAACUAGCCUUGAUGGCUGCUAUGAAAUUGGCAUUCCAAAAUAAGAAUUACUCAUCCGCCCUGAGCUUUGCCAACCGAAUGAUUGCCAACGGUGGCUCUGCCAAGUUGCUAGAGCAGGCCAAGAAGAUCAAAGCCCAAUGCGAGCGCAACCCCCACGACAAGAUCGAAGUUGACUUUGACCAAUUCGCAGAUUUCGAGAUUUGCGCAGCAUCAUACACACCAAUCUACAGCGGUUCGCCAAGUGUAUCUGAUCCUUAUACCGGCGCCAAGUAUCACGAACAAUAUAAGGGAUCUGUAGAUCGCAUUGCAGAGGUUACCGAGAUUGGCGCACCUGCAAGUGGUCUCCGACUUUUCGUGUCUGGUCUUUAAAUUUUCCUUGUUUUGCAUUAUUGAUUUGGGUAUUUUUUUUGUGGCGGAAUCAAUGUAAAGACGUUAUGAAGGGCAUGUAAUGCCAGACUUUUCUCUUGCCUUUAUUCUAUUGCACUAUUAUAUAAUUCUUUUCCUUGUUGACCUAAAAGAGGCGCAUUCUUUCUUAUGGCAAAAAGUGUUUCUCAAUACAACCUUGGAAGAUAGGAGACGGGAGAUUCGGAGUGAGUGAGGUUUCCUUUCAUGCGCGCCAAAUAUGAACAUGAAUUCUGAUAUACAGUUUAUCUAAUUCGUAGCAAGCGUAUAUAUGUACAAUCAUGAGAAGAGAUUAUAUUACACUUCCGACCCCGACCCCAAGCAUGGGUAAAGAGUUGAACAGAUCAAUCACACCUCCCAUCCUUCCACCCAGUCCUCCACCUCUCCUCCCAAAAUCUACAAUCAAACUCCUUCUUCCCCAACUUCCGAUUCACAGCAUUAUGAGCCUCACACAUCCACUGCCCAAACUCCGCCCUACUCGACAACCGCGGCUCAUUCUUCCCCGACGGGUCGGCCAUCCAAUUCCGAAAAUCUU
This is a messenger RNA of Talaromyces stipitatus ATCC 10500, 4186 nucleotides long. RefSeq names its product Coatomer subunit alpha, putative. The coding region runs from base 1 to 3618 and encodes 1205 amino acids. Gene Ontology annotation, biological process: endoplasmic reticulum to Golgi vesicle-mediated transport; retrograde vesicle-mediated transport, Golgi to endoplasmic reticulum; intracellular protein transport. Gene Ontology annotation, cellular component: COPI vesicle coat. Lineage: Eukaryota; Fungi; Ascomycota; Eurotiomycetes; Eurotiales; Trichocomaceae. Gene Ontology annotation, molecular function: protein binding; structural molecule activity. The transcript is spliced from 9 exons. The record is from RefSeq and is a predicted model, not a curated record.